AGGCAACCACCACCAAGCAACUCAGCGUUCACUCUUCUUCCUCAAACCACCACCUCGCUUCCAACUUCAAGACGAUCAAUGGCACCUAAGCCCGCAUCCACCGCUGGAAAAGCACCUGCAUCGACUGCUGGCAAAGCUCCCGCCAAGAGUGAAGGCUCGAAGGCCGGGAAGAAAACCGCCACCAAGAAAUCGGCAGCACCAGCUGCUGACGGCGAGAAGAAGAAGCGCAAGAAGGUCCGCAAGGAGACGUACUCGUCCUACAUCUACAAGGUGUUGAAGCAAGUCCACCCUGACACUGGUAUCUCGAACAAGGCCAUGGCGAUCCUGAACUCGUUUGUGAACGACAUCUUUGAGCGUAUUGCCACAGAAGCGUCGAAAUUGGCCCAGUACUCGAAGAAGUCAACGAUCUCGUCGCGCGAAAUUCAGACGAGUGUUCGCCUCAUUCUACCUGGAGAAUUGGCGAAGCAUGCUAUCAGUGAAGGCACCAAGUCGGUCACCAAGUUCUCGUCGGCGACCACCACUAAAUGA
Messenger RNA from Mycena indigotica, 528 nucleotides. Its product is annotated as Histone H2B. Gene Ontology annotation, biological process: nucleosome assembly. Gene Ontology annotation, cellular component: nucleosome. The record is from RefSeq and is a predicted model, not a curated record. NCBI's taxonomy places the organism in Eukaryota, Fungi, Basidiomycota, Agaricomycetes, Agaricales, Mycenaceae. The transcript has 6 exons. The coding region runs from base 79 to 528 and encodes 149 amino acids. Gene Ontology annotation, molecular function: structural constituent of chromatin; protein heterodimerization activity; DNA binding.